AUGAAUACACAUGGCAACAUCCAGUCACCAGAUACCCUGACAAGGGAAUACUUGACAGCCCUUGUAAAGGAAAGAUUGCAAGCAUACAAGCUACAGACAAAGGAAAAGGAACCCGAAGUAGCAGCGGCCAUGACCCCUCCGACGUCCCCCUCGCCGCGGGAGGAGCGCCCCGGCCCCACGGCAGUCGCUCCUCCGCCAGACACACCGAGGGACCUGCUUCCGGAUCAGCCUGCUGUAGAAAAGCUACGGACGCCCUCGCCAUCCCCACCGCCGAGUGAAGCCCCAGCUCCCAGGAGAGAACCAACGCCCCAGCUCUCUCAAGAAACUUCAGACGACGAAAAUGUGCCGGAGUUUCUUCCAACGCCCACGUCUUCGCCUCCGCGCAAACAGGCGCUCCGAGAAGACCUCCCCCACGCGGCGCACACUCCAUCCCCGACGCCAGUCCCAUCUCCAGCCAAACGCCAGACAGCAGUAACUCCCUCGCAGUCGCCGGAGACUUCCCCGCAGCGCAAGGGACCGGAAGGCGGCUCAGUCGUCACUCCCGCCCAGUCGCCCGUCCUCACCCACCGCUCAGGCCGCUCCGCACACACGCCGUCGCAAUCUCCGUCGCCAAGGAAGUCGCCCUCGCGUGUCGUCGCCGUCCCUGACACCCCGACGCCGUCUGUUCCGUCUCCAGUUCCUUGUCCUCCUCCUGGCGAUGCCUUUCUGCCUCCUUCAGACACUUCCUAUCGUCAGGCAGAAGAGUUUCGCACGAGAGUCUCGCCUCCACAGGAUCCCGAAAUACGGCAGCUCACGCCGCCCAAGAUCAGUGAGAGAAAAUUUAGUGAUGAGGAUAUCCAAAUCGAGUAUGCCAAUGUCAGCGUGGAUCUGUUAUCACCAGAGACGCCGUCUGUUGUGUGCAAUUCAUCUGUUGAGGUACGGUUGGAGAUUUACCUUUUACGUUGA
This is a messenger RNA of Penaeus vannamei (Pacific white shrimp), 945 nucleotides long. The record is from RefSeq and is a predicted model, not a curated record. NCBI's taxonomy places the organism in Eukaryota, Metazoa, Arthropoda, Malacostraca, Decapoda, Penaeidae.